Gastrolobium bilobum is the source of this 1229-nucleotide messenger RNA. RefSeq names its product zinc finger A20 and AN1 domain-containing stress-associated protein 5. The coding region runs from base 186 to 587 and encodes 133 amino acids. Gene Ontology annotation, molecular function: zinc ion binding; ubiquitin-protein transferase activity. The record is from RefSeq and is a predicted model, not a curated record. Lineage: Eukaryota; Viridiplantae; Streptophyta; Magnoliopsida; Fabales; Fabaceae. Gene Ontology annotation, biological process: protein ubiquitination. The transcript has a single exon.
GAGGUUCAUAUUCCAUAGCCAUUAGCCCCAUUUUCAACCUCACAUGCCAUCUCUCCUUUUACAAAUCAACCAUUCCUCUCUUUCUAUCUCUUCUCAAUCACCUUCUUUGUUCUCCAACAAACAAACAACACCUUCGUUUUUUCUCUUUCUAUUCUCUCUCUCUCUCUCUCUCUCUCUGUGAAAUUAUGGCUCAGAAGACGGAAAAAAAAGAGACCGAGUUCAAGGUUCCUGAAACCAUCACCCCCUGCGCCACAAACGCAAUUCCAGCACCUUCAAGAUUCUCCGACGACAAGGCUGCCACGUCAUCACGUUCCCCUAAGAGACCUUACCCUUCCGAUGAACAAGACGACGACGCUCAAAAUCGUCAAACGACGUUGUCUGAGGCCAAGCGUGUUGUCAACCGCUGCUCCGGCUGUCGACGGAGGGUCGGACUAACCGGAUUCCGGUGCCGUUGCGGCGAUCUCUUCUGCGCCGAGCACCGGUACUCCGAUCGCCACGACUGCUCGUACGACUACAAAACCGCCGGACGAGAAGCCAUCGCGAAGGAAAAUCCGGUUGUCAAAGCGGCGAAGCUCGUCAAAGUCUGAAUCGUCAUCAAAAACCCUAAAUCGAAGAAUCGCGAUGAGAUCGCUGAGAAAAAAACACGGAUCGACAUCAUCGAUCGAUUGAAACUGUUCAUAUCGCGAUUAAUUAUUCGCGUCUCUUACUCGGAGAUGCGCAUAGAAAGAACUCAGCACGUGUGUUGAAGCUGAGAGAUUGUCACCGAAAUCAUGAACUUCUGUGUUCGAUCGAGCUUCGAUCUCUCUUUUUUUUUUUUUUUUGCUUUUUUUAUAAUUUAUAAUAAUUUAGGUUUUAUUUUUAAAUUUGGUUUGAAAAUUUAUAAAUUAUUGUGGUUAUGUGAAUUCUUUUCGUUUGUUCUGGUUAUAAUGAUUCUUCUCGGAAAGGGUACCCGAGGAGCAUAAGAUUUCAGGGGCAUGGAAAAGUAAAUUUGAUGAGGUGUGAGGGCAUAGUUGUCAAUUCAUAUUGUACUUUUAACUUGGAAUUUUCGAGAAUAGUAUUAUGAUAGAAAGUUGGCUGGACCCAGUCUGAUUUGACGCGUGACGAUUAUAUCGAUAUAUUGAGGCGCGAUAAGGUUGUUGGUUAGUGAGCGGCGAGAUAUCGCGCUUCGAUUUGUCUUAACUUUUUGGCGUUUCGAGAACCAAUAGGGGAGCGACAAGAGAAACGCAAGU